Molecule: messenger RNA, 4040 nt
Organism: Chroicocephalus ridibundus (black-headed gull)
Lineage: Eukaryota; Metazoa; Chordata; Aves; Charadriiformes; Laridae
Gene: NMNAT2
Product: nicotinamide nucleotide adenylyltransferase 2
Exons: 11
Coding region: 103-1029 (308 amino acids)
Biological process (GO): NAD+ biosynthetic process
Cellular component (GO): Golgi apparatus
Molecular function (GO): nicotinamide-nucleotide adenylyltransferase activity; nicotinate-nucleotide adenylyltransferase activity
Source: RefSeq, a predicted model, not a curated record
CCUCCUGCUAUCCCUCCCUCCCGCCGCCGCCGCAGCCGCACCGAGACACAAAAAGCGGCUGGGGCAGGGCUGGGCAGGGCCGGGCCGGGCCGCGCCGCCACCAUGACGGAGACCACCAAGACCCACGUUAUCCUGCUGGCCUGCGGCAGCUUCAACCCCAUCACCAAGGGCCACAUCCAGAUGUUCGAGCGAGCCCGGGAUUACCUGCACAAGACUGGGCGCUUCAUCGUCAUCGGUGGCAUUGUCUCGCCCGUGCACGACUCCUACGGGAAGACGGGUCUUGUCUCAAGCUGGCACCGCCUGACCAUGUGCCAACUGGCCGUCCAGUCCUCCGACUGGAUCAGGGUGGACCCCUGGGAGUGCUACCAGGACACCUGGCAGACCACCUGCAGCGUGCUGGAACACCACCGUGACCUGAUGAAGAGAGUGACUGGCUGCAUCCUCUCCAACGUCAACACCCCCUCCAUCACCCCCGUGAUCGGCCAGCCCCAGAAUGAGUCCUCGCAGACCAUCUACCAGAACAACAACAACGUCUCCAACAAGCCCACCGCGGCAAAGAUCCUGGGGAAGGUGGGAGAAAGCCUGAGCCGGAUUUGCUGCGUUCGCCCACCAAUGGAGCGCUUCACCUUUGUGGAUGAAAAUGCCAACUUGGGGACAGUGAUGAGAUACGAGGAGAUCGAGCUGCGCAUCUUACUGCUCUGCGGCAGUGACCUGCUGGAGUCCUUCUGCAUCCCUGGUCUCUGGAACGAGGCAGACAUGGAGGUGAUUGUUGGGGAGUUUGGGAUCGUGGUGGUGCCCCGGGAUGGAGCAGACCCUGACCGGAUCAUGAACCAUUCCUCCAUACUUCGCAAGUACAAAAACAACAUCCUAGUGGUGAAGGACGACUCAAACCACCCCAUGUCGGUUGUCAGCUCCACCAAAAGCAGACUGGCCCUGCAGCAUGGGGACGGACACGUCGUGGAUUACCUCUGCCAGCCCGUCAUCGACUACAUCCUCAAGAGCCAGCUCUACAUCAACGCCUCUGGCUAAGCGCCAGAGGUCUUGCAGCGAGACAGCCCUCAUGUCCCGCCUGCCUACAGCUCUCCAUCACUCUUUUCUCUCUCUCUCUCAGUCCGUGUCUCCAUCUCUCUCCCCACCCCACGGCCUCCUGCCCAUGUCUGUCUCUCACCCCCGGCGCCAGCGCUCCAUCGUGCAGCAAUGUCCAGGGAACUGCGGCACGGCCCCGAGGGGAACGGUUUGGUCUCUUUUUUCAGGGAACCACCCUCCCCCUCAUAGGCGGGGAGGCAGAGGGGACCGGUAAAGAGCGAUGUGCUCGGUGCGCUCGAGGGGAGGCAGCUCCGGCACCCCCCUCCCAGCAUGUCACUGGGAAAUGGCCCCCCCCGGUCCGUCCUCCCAGCAUGCUCAGAGCAGGGGCUUCCUCUUCUGCAUCAUCUUACGGUACUUAAGCUCAAUAAAUCUAGGUGGACUCUUUUUUCUUAAAUAGUUUUAGUGCGAGCCCUUUCGACCUCUCAACACGAUGACCAGAGGAAUCCUGGUUGGCAGCGGGUAGUUGUAACCCAACUGGAUUGGUGCCCCACGGCAGGUAAACCUCCUCAGGCCAGCAGGAGGACAACUCAGCUAACAAAACUCUCCUCCUGGCCCUGAAAAGUCAUGGCAAGCAUUUCUGAGGGGGAGCAGGGGCCUUGGCAAGCAUCGCUGCCAAAGCAUUACUAGGGGGGGAUGCCAUGUCUCACCUUUCCUUGGCUGCAAGUCAAUCCAACCCACCCCCUAGGCAAGUGGAGUUGGGGUGAUAUGGUUUAGUGGUGGUUUUUGUCAGAGUUAGGUUGAUGGUUCUUUAGUGAGAAUUCGCCCCAACCCUGGCUGAUCUUUGUGGGGGCUGGGUCCAUCCCCAUCCUCUGGCCUCCGGAUCUCCAUUUCUGUCUGUAAACUUCCCCUUUCUCCCUCUGCUCCUCCCCUCUUCCUCUCCUUGAAGAGUUUAUUAAAUGCAUGAUACUUUCCCCCUCCCAAACCGGCUGUGGCUACUUUACACUUCCCUUGGGACAUGCCAGGCUCCUGCUCUCCUGCCUGUGACGUGUCGUCAGGUGCCGGGGAAGGAGCCUAGGGGAGACAUUUGCUUUAAAACCGGGGCAGGUAAUACGUAGAAAAAGAAAAUUAUUUAAGUCUCGUGGAGACGAAAGUUGCUGAAGUGGGCCAUUGUCCUGCUGAGCAUCCCUAGGGUGCAAGGACCCUGCACAGCACCUGGGAAAGGUCACAGCCACAAGGAGGAAGGUACAGUCCUACUUUACUCCUCACCUUUUCCUCUCCCUCUGCUCCAUCUAACCUUGUAUCGCUUUGGGUGUAGCCCUGCUGCCUGUAGCUCCUGGGCAUCUGCCCACUUCCCAUGAAUUUGGGCUAACUAGGCUGAGCCUAGAAGCCCCCACCAAGGCACAGCCACUGCUCAUGCUGGUCCCCAGCAAGCGACGGUGUAGUGAUGGGACACCCAAAGGCUGAGAGUCCUUCAGGGUGUUGCAGGGAAACAUCUGAAAUUACCUUUUUUUUUUUUUCUCCCUCCUUAAAUGUCUAUGAAGGGUCACAAGCUCCUCUAAUGUAAGCUCCAAAAGUGGGAGCUCACAUCUCACAAAGUUUGAUGGCCUGCUGGAUGCUGCUGGCAGCUCUGUAACAGCAAGCAGCUUUGGACAAAACAAGGUAGCCUACAGCCACAGGCUCCUUGUGGCGGGCAGGGGUUUGUGGGCCAUAGCUAACGACUUCUCAAGGAGGGCACAGCCCUUCACAGAAGGGAAAGCAAGAGAGACAGAAGUGAUGUCACCUGCCCAUAGGCCAGAAGAGGUCUUUCCUUGCCAGGGAUUUCCCUCUGCAUGGAGAGGCUUGUUCAGGAACUGUGGUAAAUUCGGCAGCUGAAUCCCUCAGCACCACCUCUGGUAUCUCCAGACAGGAUCCCGUGGGGUGAGGAGAUACAGAAAUGCCAAAGCAGAGAGGGUAGGGAGAGCGUGCGAGACUGGGAGUGAAGGGACACCUCUUCUCCAGGGAGGUCUUCAGCCAGUUCGAGCUGCUCACCAACAUUCUACUGAGCUCCUUAGCUAACACGCUGGGCGGGCAGGUGCCUGUGGUGGGACACCUCAUCCAUGAGACACCCAACGUAAGUAAGCCAGUAGCUAGACUCCUCUCCACCCAUUGUCCUCACGUGUUCAUGUGUUUCAACCUCUCCUCCCUCUCCAGCCCAACACAGAAGUUAUUUCAGAUAGCAGUCUCCUGUCCUGCCAGAUGUCACCCAUGUUUCUUAGCUCCAAGCCAGAGGACAAGAAGCAAUGGUAGCAAUCAGCCUCCAAAACACACACAGGGAGGGAUUUUACCCUCCUGGGGAAGCGAUGCUUCUUUGAAGGGUGAGGAAGGACAGUAGGUUUUAACUGAGGAAAAGACACAGGGAAAGAAAACAAAGGAGGUGGAGAAGGCAGGCGGGCAGCGUGUCCGAGAGCUGUCCCCGAUCCUCCCUCCCUCAGGUAUAUGAGAUGGGACGCGGGGGAAGCCAGACGGCUUCCCACCCCAUCGCGGUUAGGACGGCAUGCCUUAGAGACGUAGUUUCGUGGUACGGACGAUGAGUAUAUUCUGUCUUACCUGCGCCUUCGUGUAUCCGCUCAGUAAAACUCACAGCACGGGGGGGUGGGACAGGGGGUUUGUAACAGGUUGCUCAGCUCUGGGACUGGUUUGGAAAACGUCUUUGGGUGGGUAUAGGAAAAAAAAUACUAAUAAUCCCUGAAGAGCCAUGAGACUGCCGGGGAGGUGAGGACCGGGGUUUCCAGGGUGCAGGGGAGGGUGGGAGGAAGCCUGUGGGUUUUGGUCUUUGAACCUCCACUUUUAAACAGUGCAAUUUGCUGAAAGAUAAGUGAACUUCAAACGCCUUUUGGAAACAAAAAAAAUAAUGGGGGGGAGGGAAAGGGGUUGAAGUUGCCAUGCCACUGAUUUCACCUUUGUCAAAAGUUUUGGAGCCUAAUUUUUUUUUUCUUCUGUUGCUGUAUGGAAAAGAACGGUCAUUGACAAAAAAA